Messenger RNA from Camponotus floridanus (Florida carpenter ant), 689 nucleotides. Its product is annotated as transmembrane protein 222. The record is from RefSeq and is a predicted model, not a curated record. Bases 17 to 586 code for a protein of 189 amino acids. Lineage: Eukaryota; Metazoa; Arthropoda; Insecta; Hymenoptera; Formicidae. The transcript is spliced from 4 exons.
UAGCGCUGCAUAUUGUAUGUUGUAUGUACAAACGAUGAGAGAUCCCGAUCUAUUGACAGAUAUUCCGGAGCUAUCAAAUGAUUCGCCCGAAAUGGAUCUUAGCAUUUAUCCGGAAAGGCAAAGAUUCCCUUUUUGCAUCGUUUGGACCCCUUUGCCAUUGCUAACAUACUUCCUGCCAUUUAUUGGACACAUGGGCAUUGCAACAUCAACAGGAGUAAUAAGAGACUUUGCUGGUCCGUAUCAUGUUUCUGAAGACAAUAUGGCAUUUGGUAAACCUACCAAAUAUUGGCAACUAGAUUAUACCAAGGCCAAAGGAAGCAUACAAGGAUGGGACGCUGGUGUGGCAGAAGCUAGCGAAAUUUAUAAAACUAGAAUGCACAAUUUAUGUUGCGAUAAUUGUCAUUCACAUGUGGCAACAGCUUUAAACUUGAUGUCGUAUGAUAAUUCAAGCAGCUGGAAUAUGGUGAAACUUGCUUUUUUUAUGUUAUUGCAUGGGAAAUAUGUAAGUGUUCUGGGAUUUCUUAAAACUUGGUUACCAUUCUGCAUAUUUGUUACAGUUGUACUAAUAUUAUGUCUGUGCAUAUAAUUACAUAAAAUAGUCAAUUUAGAUUAUAUAUUUAAGAUACAAUCUUAUCUUCAGAUACUUAUUACAACAGAGAAGAUUUGACGAAAACAUAUUUAUAGAAUAU